Molecule: messenger RNA, 1248 nt
Organism: Stylonychia lemnae
Lineage: Eukaryota; Ciliophora; Spirotrichea; Sporadotrichida; Oxytrichidae
Source: the annotation of a GenBank genome assembly
AUGAACAAAACAAGCGAAAAUAACUUCAAAUUAUAAAUUAAUGGCCCAGAGAUCAAUGAAGAUAUUGACUUUAAAGAGCAGGAAUUCCAAUCAAAUAAUAAAAACUACAACUCCUAAAUUCACGCAAGGCUAAGCCUCUUCAACAGCGCACGCAAAUCCGAACUGCAAUAAGAUAAUGAUUUAGUAAAGAAAUCUGAAAUAAUUGAAGAUAAUGAGGUUGACUAUAAAUGCCAAGGAAAAACCGAUAUAGAGGGUCUAAAUGAUCUAUCAGAUUUCAGAUUAAGCUCAGCAGAGUAAAAAAUCUUAUCUCCUAGCAAUGAAACUAAAAUUGAACUCAAUGCUGGAAAAACUUCUUUAGAAGAUUGGGAGAACUCUCCAAAGAUGAAAAGGUCUAAUUUUAAAUUGUUGAAGAAAAAAACUCCUAGAAUCAACCCACUUGCUAAAAUAAUAGGUGGUGCAUUAGUAUCCAAAGUUAUCGAUAUAAGUGAAUUCAUUGUAAAAUUCAAUGUGGGUAGAUUCAUAAGAAUAUAUGUCUAUCAUCUGCUAUUUUGGUAUCUUGGUUUAUUCUCUGUUCCUAUAAUAACCCUCUUUGAAGGCAUGCAAUUGGUAAGUAACAUGUAAUUUUGGUUUACAAAAGGUUUCAUAGUUGGCUUUGUCAACUAGCUUAUUUAAAAUUCCCUUAAUCUGAUAUUGCUGCUACUAUUUUUAAACUAACGGUUUGAAAUCUUUCCUAUAAAAACUGAACUGAAAAAUAUCUACACAGAGCAGUUCAUCUUUGUCUCUGUUUAAAUUAUUGUCAGAUGCUUUAUUAUAGCUGUGAGGUAUGGAUAUAGCUCUUAAGUAAGAUUUGAUCUAAUGAAAUCAGGAAAAUAAAAAGUAGAAUUCGUUAAUAAAGAUCUACUUGUGCUUAACUGGUUUGUGAUUAAUCCAACCAGUAUUGACCUAGAAAUUGAAUCAGCUUUUUGGAGAAAUUAAGUUGAAGAUAAAGAUUUCUAUUUCAUGUUUUUCGAAAAAAUUUAAGACAAUGAUACUAGGGAAAGGCUAACAGAUGAUGAUUACUAUGAGAAAAAUAAAGCAAUUUUUACAAUGAAAAAGUAUAAAGACUUGCUUUAAAAAUAACAAGACAUGCUGAGGAAUAAAUAGAGAACUUUGCACAAAUUUGACCCACAAGUAAAUGACUAUGAUAUGUUUACAGUUCAUAAUUAUUACAAAUUUGAUAAUGAGAAUCAAGAUGUAAAAUGGGAGUGA